CUUAGCCUAGCGGAAUUUCCGAGUCUCUUCUCACCUCAUUUUCGUACGAUGGCUACGGUGUCCACAUCUCGUCGAGCUCGAACUCGUAAUGGCAUGCCGAAGACGUCUACAGUAGACUGCCUUGCAGAUCAACUGGCCUCUGGUCUCAACAUCAACACGAAAGGAAAGGAGAAAGCUCAGACUCCUGUCCUGACCGCGGAGAGGCAGAGAGUCGUCGCCAUGCGCGCUGUCAAUUCCGCCUCUCAGUCACUGGCAUCGAUGGUGGCUUCAGGUUGGAAGCGGUCGACUGGUGAUUCGCCAAGAAAACUCACGGAGGCAAAAUCGGCUGCUACGUCAGCUGCCACUCAUAUAUCAUCUCUGCGAGAGCUCUGCCCAGGGGACAUAGACGUUGAGAGGGCUGCUAUGAGCGUUCUGGGAAAGCUUGUAGCGCUAGAUAUGCAUGAUGUUGCGCUGUUGUCCUUGCCUGGCAUGCACGCAAGUCUAUGCAGGCUUCUGUCUGUGGCGAUUCCAUCAAAGUCAAACUCGUCAGACAAGCUUCAUCUAAUCACCAUGCCAAUUCCUGCAGUGCCUUCCGCUAUCGAACCCGCCCUCUUGACUCUGAUAUCUAAUUAUUUUAUGUAUGCGUUGGUGGUCAUCACAUCCACAUAUUUCCCCCCUCAAAAACCGACCUUACAACCAAACAAACUACCUACUGACUUUCUAACAAAUCUUGCGGACACACUACGAAAUGAAUUCACCCUCAUGUCCUGGAUGCCCUUCUUUCAACAUCUUCCGGCCAAGCACAUCAACUUCAUCCUCACCCGAGUCUAUUCUGUACUCACCAAAUCCAUCCCGGCCGAAGUCAUGCAAACUAACGCACCGUCUGCAUUCUUCAUUCGGAUGCACGCUUUGUGUUGUUUGGCUUAUACGAGCCCCGGUACCGUUGGCAGUCCAGACGUCUUUUGGGAGCAACCCACCAAGUAUGCCUCUGUUUACAUGAAAUCCCUGCUUUCGGAGCAGCCUUCCUCGUCAGAUGUCCACCAACAUGCCACAAAUAUUUUGGUCCUAGCCUUUUCUCACCUAGUCACAAUCGCAGAGACAAAGCAGGUCAGUGCAGAUUUUCUCAAGGGGAAGGGCUUCGUGACCUUCUGUGAAUAUUGGAUAGAACUGGCAAAUCGCACCGGGAAUGUCGCUUUAUUGGAUAAGAUCGUCGGACUCGUUCAUCGUGUAUCGCCGCGACAGGAGGUACCUCAAUCCCAAGGCAGGACGGAAAUACCAGACCCGGGCGAAAAUGAACCGAAACUCUCCCCACUCAAAACGGAUAGGGCCCACUUUUGCGCCACCCUUACGCGUACCACAGCCUUAUUAGAGAAGCCAGAUGAAGGUUCAUUGUGUGACGCCCUGGACAGUACCGUGAUAUUUCUCGACGAGACGGUUAAUGCUUUGCAUCGAUAUCGAGAUAUCUCAUGGAUGGAGGGAAAAGCUGAUCGUGCAUUGGAAAGACUGCGAAGGGCUGCUGUUAAGACAAUCGAAGCCACGCCUAGCAGUUCCGACGCCCAGUUCCAAAAUGGCUCUGAUAUCUAUUCUCUUCUAGAGCGGAUUGCCAAUGUUCUGGAGCAGAUCAUUCGGGUGAAACCGUCGAAAAACUCCUUAACACAAGCGCUUGAUACGUUUUUUGUAUUGUCCCGAUUCCGGUUGGAUGUCUCAAACAUCAGAACCUACGUCCCUGCGCACAACCAUCUGGCGCGAGCGGCAACAUUAGUCGAACUGGGUAAGGGCGGGAUCACUGGCUUUGACGAGGCGAACUUUACACGUUGCGUAUCUGGGGCUUUCCAUAAUGCUGGCGGAACCUUGUAUCAGUCCGAACGGCAUGCUUCUGCAAUCAGCUUUCUCAAGGAUGGUUGUGAGCUUGGCUCGAAGGCUUUGCGCCUUCGAUCACGCCCUGGAUCUGAUGGAGAAGGUGGAUGGACCCAACUGAACAACCAGCUAUAUCGACGAUGGCAGCUGUUGGGCCUCUGCUACGCGAAAAUCGGCAAUCGAAAGCCUGCCCACGAAGCAUUUGUACAAUGCAUAAAAGCAUUCCCUUACCCAGUGUCGGACUUUGUGCAGCGUUCUGGGAGUGUUAGUCUUAGCGCUCUCUUCGACUCUUCACCUGCUGUUAAAGAACUGUGCAGCAUUGUGGACAAGGUUACUUACCAAGCCGUGUGCGAUCUGAUGCUGUUUCAUCCUGAUGUAUCCCUACGGUUCGCCGGGCUCGAUGAUCCAAGUGUCGUCGGGGCACUUCUAGAACGACAGCUGGAAUGUUUGGAACCGUAUCUUGCCAAGAAAUCCGUCCAGACUGUAAUGGCGGGGCUGUUGAAGGAUGCGGCAGAAGUAUAUGCUUCUGCGAGCAUGCCAAUGAGACGCGCCAGAGUCCUUAUUAAGUCUUUAAUAUUCGCAUACCAUGGCGGUCUAGAUAUUGGCAGCGGGCUUGGUACGCCUGAAUCUAUAGUUACUGACAUUCUGGCUCUUGUGAGCGAGUGCCCAGCGAAUGAUGCCGGACUUGCCGUGCAUUCUUCGCAGUAUCGCGCUCUGGCCCAUAUAUGGCAAGCUAUGCAUGUGCAUCGUCGUGCUGAUCCACAGCAAAUGGCUUUAAUUAUGGAACGAUCAAAUGCUGUUUGCGAGAUUUUACGAUCUCACUUGCAAUCAGGAGCUGAAGCCAAGGUGUCCCAGAAGUCAACGCCUAAGCAAUCGUCAGCCAGGAAAGUCACCAAACCAGCAUCUAGUACAAGACGAACGACAGCUAAGAAGACACCGGCAAAGACGCCCACUACGCCUAAGGCUCGUCAACGCAAGGCUCUUGAAGAUGUACCAUUGAACGCAGCAACGCCUGCCUCGACAGCUGGUCAAUCCUCCACUACCAACGUCGUGUUUGAUGACGUGGAGAGACUUUUGGACGGUCUUCAAUCGUUGGUUCACAUUCUUGGUGUACUGUCCCUCCUGGUACCAAGAGUCAAUACCUUGGACGUGAUGCGACGAAUUUCUGAAUGUUCUGUCGGCUCCUCAAGCGAUCGUUAUGUGUGGGCUUCGGCACAGCUAGCUCAUGACUACGUGAGCCUUGGGAAAAUGAAGAGGGCAAACAAAAUCUUCAAUCAAUUGUCUCCAACUGUGCACGCCGGACAGGUCUCUUUCGAUGUGGCGAUCACGUUUCUUCUCCGCUUUGCAGAAGCUAGAGCUACGCUCGAUGACGUAGCACAGAGUUCCGAUCUGUACCAAGCAGCUCUAGACUUGUCGGAUCAUCUGAAAGAGGAUAAGACGUUACCUCCCUUGCAGCGUGUUCAAAGGCGUAUUGUUCGCAUCGAAAAGACAGCUAUGGCUUUUCACGUACACUCACUCGUUCAGUCCCGUAAAGACGACACCGCGACCUCUCUCGAUGGCCUUCUUCAAUCCCUGAGGCAGUGGAAUCGCGCCUUCGAUGCCCUCUCACGUCUUCAACCUCCGUCCUCGAAACCCAAGGCUCAAGACGAAAUAGACCCUUUCACGGAUCCCGGCGCGUCGCGGACUUCCGAGGAGACCAUGUCUAAUCCAGGAAGGAAAGAGUUCUCACGCCGGGAGGCAAUGAAUGAGUUGGGUUGGCGUAUAUCAGAGGGUCUCAUUUUGACACUAUUUGCCCUUUGUGAUGGGUAUGCAAUUCAAGGUUCGGCUCGUGAAGCAGAAUUCUUCGCCCAGCAGGCGGAGGAUCUUGCUCAGUCUUUGAAUGCUCCUGCACUGAUGGCCCGAGCUUUGAUUCGAAAAGCAGAAUUGCAGUUACACCAGGAAAAAAUAGAAGAAGGCCAACAGAGCUUGGCAACCGCUCUUCAGCUGAUGUGUGAUGAUACGGGCAUUGACUUAGCUGACGUGCAUCGACUUCGUGGGCAAUUUAAUCAAGACGAUGCCGAUACCGACUAUCGGAUGGCGGCAAAGAUUUUGGAGCAGCUUGACAAAACUUUCGGACUUUUCGACGGCCUGGCUUUUGGACCCCGAAGAUCCACAGGCACAGAGCUGAUGGUGCCUGGAUUGCUUACGAAACUCUUACGGAACCGAAUUUGGUACCUUCGUGACGAUAAUGGGGAGCAAUCUACAGAUCUACUUGAAAAAUUCAUGUGUUUGUCCUAUAACUCGCAAACAAAGGCGGAGGAAAACAGUUUAAUUGCGAAACUGACCCUCCAUGGUGUUUACAAGCGUUUCCGAGCUGAUAUGUUCUUGAGUUCUCUGACGGAAUCCACGAUAGCCCUACCAUUGGGGACGACGGGUGCCGACAUGCCUACGCUGUCGGGAACAUCGCUGGAGAUCUCGCGAAGUCUUGAAACAGCAGCUCAAUUGUUUUGCGACAACUUGAAGCUCACGGCGCACAAUGGCGAUGUGUCGCAUGUCCGAGAAGCAGCUAUCAAGUUGGCACUUAUCAGGGCCUUCCAGACAUCGUUAGGAAAAUCGGGAACAGAUGGUCCUCUUCUGGUCGCGAAUCUUCUAGACGCUUCCUCUGCCAUAACGCUUCGACGUGAAAUGUACGAGGCCAUCCUCCACAAAUUCUCUUCUGCGGUGUCCUUGGAUGAUUGUCGGUGGCCGCUCUUGUCUGCAGCAAGAACGCCCCAGAUUAGCAGGCCCGUCCUUCGGCAGCUAUCUCUUACCUCGGAAGAGGAAACGGACGAGGCGGGAUCAUCGCUCAAGGGCUAUUGGAAUCAUGUACAACAGCGGUAUCGAUCUCGCCCCGUUGAUAUGCCUGCUUUAUCAACGUGCCAGAUGACAUCGCUACCGGCCACUUGGUCGGUUGUGCACAUGUGCGUAACUGAGGACAAAAGCACGUUGUUCGUUACUCGACAGUAUGGAGGAGAUAUUCGCGAUAGAGACUUGGUUUUCUGCGUUCCACUCAAAGGUCGACGAGACGGCGAAGGGGGCGAGGAGCACCUGACGUUCGAGGAUGCAAUUACCGAAUUCCAGGACAUAAUACAAUCAAGCAACCAGACGACGAAAGAGGCCGUCAAUAUUAAGCCAAAUGACGACGAUGCGAAGUCUAAAUGGUGGAAAGAGCGUGCUGCAUUAGACACUAGGUUACGAGAACUGUUGCAGAACAUCGAGUUUUGCUGGUUGGGGGCUUUCAAGACUAUUCUGAGCCCGCGUCCACGACUUUCCGCUGAGGAGAUUACACAUAUACGCUUCUUGUUCGAUAAAGCCUUCCAGCGAGGACUGCACCUUCAAGACAAGAAGACUAAGCAGAAGGCUAUAGGACACCGGAAGAUCGCUUCCGAUUAUCAAAUGCCUAAUCGGGUAACCCUGGACGAUACCUUAAUGGAAUGUUUCUCUACCCUGUCUCCUCGGUGUCAGGACGAGGAGCUAGAAGAUCUCGUCUACUUUAUGCUCGAUCUGUACCAGUUUCAUGGUGUUUCCGUCGCCAUCGCUGAGAUCGAUGUAACUCAAGUCGUUGUCGAUUUGCGUUCCGCAUUGGAGGAGCACGUUUCUCGGAGGUCUAAAAGGGCGUGUAACGUCCCGGAGCAGGAUGAACACAUUUUCUUGGUCCUUGAUAAGGAUAUUCAAGGCUUGCCUUGGGAAAAUAUUCCUAUCUUACGAGGCCGAAGUGUCAGUCGCAUUCCGAGCGUCGAGUUCCUUUUGGACAGAGUUGAAUUCUCGCGGUGCAGAUCAAUUGGUGACUCGUGUAUAGACAGGGCGAUUGUGGAUCCUCGCAAGGGUUACUAUUUGCUAAACCCCAGCGGAGAUCUUAGCCGCACGGAAGGAAGGUUUGAAGAGUGGACGGAGGACAUGGAAUCUGUGGGUUGGCAGGGUAUCGUUGGACGGCCACCCAGUGAGCAACAGUUCCUGAACGCGUUGCAAGACAGGGACCUUGUUGUGUAUUUUGGUCAUGGCGGUGGGGAACAAUAUGUUCGUUCACAUAGGAUUCGGCAUCUCCCUCGAUGUGCCGCUGUUAUGCUCUGGGGAUGCUCUUCGGGCUUUUUGCGGGAGAUGGGCAACUUUGAUCGCGUUGGGGCCCCUUAUAAUUAUAUGAUUGCUGGGUGCCCAACGUUGGUCGCUAACCUAUGGGACGUGACUGACAGAGAUAUCGAUAAAUUCUCGCAGUCAGUGUUUGAUAAGCUGCGUCUCGAUAGAGACCAUGUACGGGACUGGACGGUCCAGUCGAUGAUGGACGCAGAGAGGACAUCGAUUGUUGCAGCCGUUGCCCAGUCAAGGGAUGUGUGCAAGUUGAAGUAUCUCACUGGAGCAGCACCAGUGGUGUAUGGUAUACCCUUCUACCUGUGAUCUCAAGGAUGCUCUUUAAGAUGUAAUUUAUAUAAUGUCAUUCGCAGACCGGAACAGUGCAUAUUUACUACUUGACCAUUAGACUGUGUAUUGGUUAAAUUAUAGACUUUCCUAUAAGAUGG
Messenger RNA from Guyanagaster necrorhizus, 6368 nucleotides. RefSeq lists its product as uncharacterized. Gene Ontology annotation, biological process: meiotic chromosome separation; proteolysis. The transcript is spliced from 20 exons. The record is from RefSeq and is a predicted model, not a curated record. Bases 49 to 6246 code for a protein of 2065 amino acids. Lineage: Eukaryota; Fungi; Basidiomycota; Agaricomycetes; Agaricales; Physalacriaceae. Gene Ontology annotation, molecular function: cysteine-type endopeptidase activity; protein binding. Gene Ontology annotation, cellular component: cytoplasm; nucleus; mitotic spindle.